Molecule: messenger RNA, 4190 nt
Organism: Girardinichthys multiradiatus
Lineage: Eukaryota; Metazoa; Chordata; Actinopteri; Cyprinodontiformes; Goodeidae
Gene: il13ra1
Product: interleukin 13 receptor, alpha 1
Exons: 10
Coding region: 931-2091 (386 amino acids)
Molecular function (GO): protein binding
Source: RefSeq, a predicted model, not a curated record
AGAAAACUGCAAAAAUGCUGAAAACCUGAGUUAUUUUAAAUGAAGGUUAAAAUCUAUUUAUUUAGAGAUGCAUCUGACUAUUUAAACUAUAAACUGAAACAUUCUUAAUUUCAAUCUGUAGUCCAACUAGUGUUUAAUCAUGCCACUGCAAUGUACCUUUUGAUUUUUCUUUCUUUAUGUUUCCAUCAUUUAAAGGACUUUGUACUGUCUUGUUGCUAAAAUGUGCUAUAUGAAUAAACCUGCCUUGCUAUAAUUAGCUGAGCCACAAUCCCAAUACCAAAAAUACAUAACAGCCCCCAAACAAUGCUAUUAUUUAGAGCUGUGUUAAAUUAUAAAUAUUUGUUUUCUAAAUUUGUAUUGGACCCAUAUUAUGGUAGACCUGGGUUGGUGCCCUAAAAAAACGUUUUAUCGCAAGUUUUUAACCUUUUUUCAGUCGGAAGGGGAAAAAAACAGAAUUGUAGAAUUAAGGAAAGAAUACAUAAUGUGACCAUAUCCUUUGUUUCUUAAUUUAUGUGUCCCCUUUUACCAGAUUGGCCAAUUUACCUUUAUUUUACUGAAUGCAAUGACCAAAAAAUUAUUUUUACCAUUUGUUAAACUGCACAUAUUAUAUUUCCCCACAUAUUUCUCAGCAGGCUGGACCGGUGUUCUGAUCCAUACCCAGCUCUCAGAUCUGUCUCGGACUGAGGAAGCUCACGCCGCCCACCUCCAGCCUCCUCGCUAUUCUUUCCCCUUUAAAGGAAGCUGGAAGUGAAAGUUAAGUUGCGGCGCUCGUUUCUCGUUUUUCCUCUUUAAGUCAGCGGCCAGUUUGGAAAUCAGUCGCUAGUCUGUCACGAGCAGGAAGAGGUCUUUCUGUUCACCUGCGCGGUCCAAGGAGGGAAUAAGAACAACAAAAACAACAACAACAACAAAACUUCGUCCAGAGGGAUAAAAAUGUUUCAGUGGUCGGAGUUGCUCCCUUUGACUUGUCUGUUCCUUGCGGCUGAAACCACAACAGGCCAGAUCUUACAACCGCAAAAUCUUUCCUUGGUGUGGAUAAAUGACUCCACUCCAGAGGUCUCCUGGGAGCCACCUCCACACUUGACAGGAUGCAAGUAUGAACUUCUCAUAACAACAUCAGCAGACGGCGAGCCAGACCAUGAGGCAAUAGACAUAAACUACCUGGAUACAUCUUAUCAUCAUGAAGUAUUCAUGCAGGGAGGAUUUCUUCAGUUUUCUUUGACAACUGUUUGUGACGCUAACCGAAGUGAACCAGCAGUUUUAGAAAUAAGAUACCCAGAACUGGUGAAGACGCUGGACUGCUACAGCUAUACCGCCACUCAAGCUCACUGCUCCUGGUCCCCUGCCUCUAACGCAACAGACCUUUGUUUUUUCUAUUGGUUGGGCACUCAUUACAGCGAUGAAACCCCAACAAAAAAAUUACAAGAAUGCUCAUCAUACACUUACACUGGUGAUGUGAAAACUGGGUGUAAUUUGCAAGCAACCCAAAAAACAUUCAUUGAAAUGUUGUUUAAUGCAACACUGAACAACACGCUUGUUCGGAACACCUUCAGGCACGAAAGGUUCCGUGUAAAACCACCUCCCCCUACAUGGACAGUCAUAAAAAGUAAGGACAAGUUGAAUAUUAGCUGGAUUCCUCCAGACAUGCUAAGACUGGAUUUAUGGACAUUCCUAAUAAAGUACACAGCAUGUGAUUCCAAAAAGGAGAUUAACAUUCCAGGAGCAACUUUGCACAUGCUGGAGCGGGUCUCUCGCUGUCGGUACUGCAUAUCAAUCGCAGCCACGAGCAAACAUGGAAACUCAAUGCCAAGUGAUCAGAAGUGUUUCGAUGCUGAUCGGGAUCUUUCUUCCUUGGUGUAUGCUGUUGUUCCUGGCCUGAUGGUUAUUGUAGCACUCGUCAUCCUUGUGUGUUGUAGGAAGAAUAAGGAUAUUAUUUUCCCCAAAGUACCAGAACCUCGGGACUUCCUCACAGAUAUAACCAACAACAAGAGUUCUUUUUGCAAGUUGUACAAUCCGGCAGAGGAAGAAAAGAACUGUAAACUCACUCUGCUGACAGACACACAAGCCAGCAAACCAUAUUCACAAAUCCACUGACUGCUCACACUUCCUAUGAAAAAUUAUCUACCCUGUGUGAAUAAACCAGGUUUACAUCCUGGUUUUUAGUAAUGCACAGAUAAAUUGAUCUGAUUCAUAAACAUGGACCAGAACAAACAAAAAGGAAUCAUGUUGGCAUCAAUUUGUAAACCCAUUUUUGACUUCAUUGUUUGUAACUUCCAUCGGUCAUCUCAGGAAACUGUAGAUUAAAGGGCCAUAUUAUUACAAUAGAAGAAAAUAGUUCUUUCUGAAGAGAUUCACACAACAGCUGCUUCUUUUCAUGGAAAUGUAGAAGACUGAAGUAUUUUGCACAAAACACUCCCUGCGUUGUUGAACUAUGUGUCUUUCCUUUUCCUGGGAGACCCUUUGGAUACAUGCAGCUGUUUCUGCUCCGCAACAUUAUCGUGAGAUCCAGAUUGUAAGGGAAUAGCAGCAGUGCUGAGCUGCAUCAGCUGAAAGCGUUUCACCAUAUACCGAUACACUGUUUCUUAAUUAAUGAGAUCCUAAGUUGUGUUUCUUUUGUUGUUGUAUGUGUUUCUUUUAUAAAUUCUAGUACUAAUUUUAUUUUCAACUUUUUCAGUCCACAAUCAGACAUGUUUUUCCCAACUGGACACUUCCAAUUUCUGUGUUCAAAUGGGGCUCAGCAUAAUAAUUUGUAAAUAGGGUUUUUGGAGUUCCCAGAUGAGAAUACAACAAUGUGCCCUGAUGUCUCCUAGCAGCUCCAGUUCAGCCUCCAUCUUGGCUUCUAUGGCUAAUGGUACAUAUUACCACAACACUAGGCACAUGCUAAACCAUUACUGUUUAAAUUUAUUGCCCGUUACAUAAAAAAAUCAAUUGUUUCUCUUUUUGCAGUCAGGCAGCUGCUAAACUUGGUAGAUUGUUUGUUUGAAUGUACCACAUACAAUAGAUAAAAAUCUAGGUAUUUAGUUAGCAAAUUAUCAAAGCUAGGCAUAAUUACACAUACUCCAAACACUUCUUGGCAGCAAAGUGCUUCAAAUGGAAUCCUUGGUGUGUGUGAAAUGUGUCUGAACCACCCAUUAUGGCGAUACAGGCCCUGAGACCAGAAGUGGCUUGAGGCCAGUUGCUUACAAUAAUCUACAAGGAGUAAACCAUUGGCAACUAAAAUGUUCUCAACCUAGCUAUGAAAUAAUUGUCCUUCUGAAAUGAUGACUUCUGAAGCAAAUUAUAUAUUUUUUUUUAUUCUGUGUUCCACGUGUUUUUAAAAAUCUGCUAAAUAUUAUUAAUAUUAUAGGUUGGGAAAGAAGAUGGUUCUCUUGUUUUGCCUCACCAAAUGGUAAGUUAAAUGGUAAGUUAGCAGGUGAGAUGCUUAGAGGUUGUUCCUGCAUCCAUGGUCUUUUCUACCAUCUCUGGUUACCUCACCAAUCCUCUGCCCAGAGCUGGGCACGUAAAGCUGAAUGGAUCUCCAUACAGCACAGUGCAGUUAUUAAUAGUCAACUACUACCUUUGCCAAAAAAGUGCAUAUAUAGUAGCAUUAGGUCUUCCAGAAAAUUCCACCAUGGACCAAAGUAGCCACCCUCUGAAUGUGUUACUUUCUUUGUUUUUCUGUCAUCUUUGGUGAUGUGCUUUGUGUAGUUGAUGCAUGGAGCUGUUUGUGAAUGCUUUAAAAUUAAGAAUGUUUCUUUCUCAAUUGGAAUUUCUAUAUUUGCACACAGAACUUCUGAUGUAUAAGUUUUAAAGUAGAGCUUUUAUGUGUUUUUAUACCUCUGUCAUCAAGCUGGUUGUAAAGGGGAACAAUUGUAUUAAUCAUUUGGAGUGUUGUGAAGUGCCAUCGCUUUUACUGUGAUGGCUGUAUUCUGAAUGUGCAUCUGUAGCUAGCAGCUGCCAUUGCUUGGCAACCAGACAGGGUUACCAUAAUAGUUCAAAGAUGACUCCAGUUUUUUGUCUCAUUUCUAGCUUGCCUCUUUUUAGCUAAACUCAUAAGCAACUGCUAGCUCUGGCUUUCCAUGUUACAGAUCAGUUUAACAUGUUACGCACCAGUGUGAAAAAUACCAUACGUCCAUGUCUUAGAGAGAAUGUAAAUAUAUUACAUGUGUCAAUCAUACAAGAUUAAAUGAAAUAAAAAAAUGUAAAAAGUAAAA